Molecule: messenger RNA, 855 nt
Organism: Mesocestoides corti
Lineage: Eukaryota; Metazoa; Platyhelminthes; Cestoda; Cyclophyllidea; Mesocestoididae
Source: the annotation of a GenBank genome assembly
AUGUGUUCAGGUUGUUCCACGUCUUCCACCGAACCGCGUCUUGUUUGGAGUGAGGACGUGGUGGUUAUGUGGUCGCGAGUUGAGACAGUGAGACAGGUCGUGGUGAAGCACUGGCAGUGCCUCUUGUGUUCAUGUGAAUUCGACGUGGUGGAUCGCCUCCUAGCUGUGUUUGCGAGAAUAUGUGCAUGGCUACUUGGAGCUGACGGGCUGACGUACCAGGAGAUGGAUCAUCUGCAGGAGCUGAACACUGGCUCUCUGUGCGCCACGCCACACGCCACCUCUGGUCUGGCCGAGGACCUGAAGGCGCCAUGUGCGCGCCAUCUCCACCUGUCCGCCUACUGUCUGGAGGAGAAGGUGCCGCGGAUGUUCGAGUUGCUCGCCAAACGUGUGCGUGCAAACGACUGGCUCGACUGUGUGCGCAUCCAGACCCUGGUGAACAUGCUGACGGCUGGCGACUGGUCUGCCAACUCACUGUCGCAUGAUGCCCACCGGUUUGCGAUGCGUCGGGCCUCAGCGAACCUCUGCUCCACUGGUCGCAUGUCGGAGCUGUGGUCUGGCAUUGAGCAGGCCGCGUUCAUGCGUCGUCUUGCCAAACUCCUGACCAAUCCGGACGAGGUCGAGCGUAGUCGAGCGUUCGACGACUUCAUCGACAAGAUGAAGGCGAUUGCUGACCACGCCCUCAAGUCCAACCGACUCAGGUUCAGUCUCCACGGAGAGGAAGGUGACUUAGCGGAGGCUUGUAAGCACCUCGAGUUCUUUAUCACAGAAUUGCCCAACUCCGAGAGUGGUGUUGGCACUCACACACCCGAUCCUCCUGAACUCACGCAGAAUGUCUACGUCGCUCUGCCAUACUCG